This is a messenger RNA of Salvia miltiorrhiza (redroot sage), 795 nucleotides long. RefSeq lists its product as uncharacterized. The record is from RefSeq and is a predicted model, not a curated record. The transcript is spliced from 2 exons. The coding region runs from base 1 to 795 and encodes 264 amino acids. Lineage: Eukaryota; Viridiplantae; Streptophyta; Magnoliopsida; Lamiales; Lamiaceae. Gene Ontology annotation, molecular function: zinc ion binding.
AUGAACGCCCUAAAGGUUAUGAAGAGAGCCGCGUACGAUAAACUAAUGGGGAUUGGGCCGGAAAAGUGGGCUCGUUCGAUGUGUCCUAUGCCUGUGCGACUGUACAGUUUUAUGACAUCAAAUGUUGUUGAAGCUUUUAAUGCGAGAUUGUUGUGGGCAAGAAGACUUCCUAUCUGCUCAAUGUUAGAGGCAAUCAGACUUGUUAUUGAGAAAUGGUUCAGCGAGCGACUAAGAGCUGCACAACAUAGCGAGGAACCCUUGUCUGCUGAGGCCGGUAAAAGGGUAGCGAUUGAAGUCCAAAAAAGUUGUCAAUACACUGCACAAAGGUUGAGUGGCCGGAAGUAUAAGGUGCAAACUGGUGACAGAAGCUUUAAGGUGGAUAUGGAGAAGAAAAAAUGCAAAUGUCGAGCAUUUCAUCUAGACCAACUGCCCUGUUCUCAUUUAAUCACUGCAAUAAGUGAAGCAGGUGAUACGAUCGCGGAGUAUGUAGACGCUUACUACACGAAUGAAUUUCUUAUCGAUAGUUACUCUGGCAAAGUUAAUAAUCUCCCGCCGAGACACCAGUGGUUGAUUCCUGAGUACAUCGCUGAGAGUGUUGUAUUACCUCUGACUGUCACUGGACAAUCGGGGCACCCAAAAGAAGGUAGACAUCAAGGUGGUGGUGAAGGCAGCAGCACACAAGUAGAUGAGUCUUCUAGUAUCAGGCGUCGUAAACCAAAGAAGUGCAGCAUCUGUGAUGAAGAAGGACACACUAAGAGAACGUGCGCUGGCAGGGCGACUGAGACCAGGGAGUAG